Arachis duranensis is the source of this 1650-nucleotide messenger RNA. RefSeq names its product probable myosin-binding protein 6. Gene Ontology annotation, molecular function: myosin binding. NCBI's taxonomy places the organism in Eukaryota, Viridiplantae, Streptophyta, Magnoliopsida, Fabales, Fabaceae. The coding region runs from base 1 to 1470 and encodes 489 amino acids. The transcript has 2 exons. The record is from RefSeq and is a predicted model, not a curated record.
AUGUGCGAAAGGUGCCUGUUUUCAUUCGCGAGCGGGAAGGAUUCCGAUUCAGAGACAUAUAAGUCUCUUCUAGGGAUUCUUCAGAGGGAUCUAGAAUUCUUUGUAGAAGAUGGACAAAAAGUUCACUUGAGCUUGAAGGACGAUGGGAUCAUGCAGUUUGAGAAAGGCAGGAUUCACAAGUGUGCAUGCUGUGGAGCGACAUCAACCAAGUCUUCCGUCUCAAAGGGGAAGACUUCAGGCGCCCACUUGCGAGCUCCGGCCGCCUCACCGCGAGCUCAUCCAAACACCGCAUCAAAGAAUGAGGAAUCCAGUGGUCUUGAAUCGCCUCAUGUCCGAUCCGCAGCACUCAGGCUUCUGUCAGAGAAUGAAGAUGGCAGUGGAAAAACUCUAAAGAUCAGAUUAAGAGAAGAAGCAAAAAGUACCUCUUUGCCUCCAUUGGCAGAAGGUGAGGAAGGAAACAGUGAAACCACCCCCAAAACAACCCCCUCUUUUGCAAAGGGUAUCAAGUUCUUUGGCGAGUCUCCAAGAAGCCCAACUUUCUUAAAGGGUGGCAAGUUCUUUUGGCUCCCAAUUUCAGACUCUCCGAGCAACAGUCCUAAAUUGUCUUACAAGAAAUCGCCACUGGAAAAAACUGAAAUCGCCACUGAGGUUGCAGAGGGAUCUACUCAGAGUAGGUUCUUCUGGGUUCCAAUAACAGAUUCAACUUCUACAAGCACCAGCCCCAGAUGGACUACUAGGAAAUCACUACUGGAAAAGACAGAACAGGCUGGCGAUUCUAACGAGGCAACUGCUCAAACUGAAGGAGAUGAUCCCAACUCGCUUCUUAAAAGGCAGGUUCAUAUGGAUCAUAAAUCACUCAUGGCUCUUUGCAUGGAGUUGGAUGAAGAAAGGAAUGCUUCGGCUAUUGCUGCGAAGAACGCCAUGGCGAUGAUCACCCGCCUGCAAGAAGAGAAGGCUGCAUUACAGAUGGAUGCUUUGCAAUAUCAAAGAAUGAUGGAGGAGCAGAUAGAGUAUGAACAAGAGAACUUGCAAGCAACCAAUGAAAUGCUUGCUAAACUAGAGGAGGAAGUCAAAGCUUUAGAAAGCGAAUGCGAUGUUUACAGAAACAAGUAUGGAGCACUUCCGGAGGAAGAGAUCAAGGAAGCUCAAUUAUCUCAUGCUGAAGCCGAAGGAGGUGAGGAUAAUAAUAAUAAUAAUGGAGAAAAUGACCCCAAGAAAGGUGUUAAAGCAGAGAAAACAUAUCUUCUUGGCCGGAUGCUGAAGAAGCCAGAACACAAGAUAGAGGUGGCGGCAGAAAGUGGAGACCAAUCCUUACAAAAUAAGAAUAAGAAGCCAGAACACAAGACAGAGGUGGCGGCAGAAAGUGGAGACCAAUCCUUGCAAAAUAAGAAUGUAGCCGAGAAAGAGAAAGAGAAAGAGAAAGAGAUAGAGAAAGAGAAAGAGACAGGUGAUGAAACAAACACUAGGUAGCUUUGAGAUUUCUACUACUAGUGAUUAUUUUGGUUACUUCAUUCCAUCCCUCACAAUGCCUGUGUUGUCUAGGGUUUUACUAGUUUUUAUUACUAUUUUCAGUACUUCCCUAUUCUUAUUAUUAGCAUGUACUUCUAUCUCACAUGUAAUAAAUCCAAAUUAUACUACUGCUGUCUCUGG